Sesamum indicum (sesame) is the source of this 710-nucleotide messenger RNA. Its product is annotated as Ribosomal protein L18e/L15 superfamily protein. Gene Ontology annotation, biological process: translation. Gene Ontology annotation, cellular component: ribosome; cytosolic large ribosomal subunit. Gene Ontology annotation, molecular function: structural constituent of ribosome. The record is from RefSeq and is a predicted model, not a curated record. Lineage: Eukaryota; Viridiplantae; Streptophyta; Magnoliopsida; Lamiales; Pedaliaceae.
UCCUUCAUCUCCCCCUUUCACCACCCCCUUCACGCCAACGCCGCCGUCACACGCACACACAGAACACGCGGUAAACCGUCAUGACCACCCGCUUCAAGAAGAACAGGAAGAAGCGAGGCCAUGUCAGCGCCGGGCAUGGCCGCAUCGGGAAACACCGCAAGCACCCGGGAGGCCGCGGGAACGCCGGUGGCAUGCACCACCACCGCAUCCUGUUCGACAAGUACCACCCUGGGUACUUCGGGAAAGUGGGUAUGCGGUAUUUCCACAAGCUCCGCAACAAGUUCCAUUGCCCCAUCGUCAACGUAGACAAACUCUGGUCGAUGAUCCCCCAGGAAGUCAAGGACAAGGCGUCCAAGGACAAUGUCCCGUUGAUCGACGUCACCCAGUUCGGAUACUUCAAGGUUUUGGGGAAGGGUGCGUUGCCGGAGAACAAGCCGGUAGUGGUGAAGGCGAAGCUUGUCUCCAAGGUUGCGGAAAAGAAGAUCAAGGAGGCUGGUGGCGCCGUUGUGCUCACUGCUUAAGAUUCUCUUGUUUUUUGUUAUUUUCUAAAAAUAUGGAGGGUUUAGAUACAAUUUUGGAGUUUUGGGACUGGAUUUUGUCACUGUUAUCUUUUGUUUAAGCUGAUUUAGACUUGUUUAUGUUGAAAAGGUUGUUCCUUUUAUGUUUUUUUGUGUCUGAUUACUGCUGCUGAAUUCUUGCAAAAUUGUCCA